AUGUUAUUUAUGGAAUCGUAUAUGUGCUAUUGCUCAGUGCGUUUGGGUGUCAUCAUUGUGGCGGUACUAACAAUUCUACGAUGCAUGUCCUUGAGCAUUGUGCUGUUUGUGUUGGGCGUUAAAUGUUUUGAACCUUUAAUCGAUUUAUUCGAACACGAUGCGGACUAUAAGGAUCGCAAAUUGGUGCGCAAACUAAUCAAUUGGAUCGAAAAUUCGCCUGAAGAUUUUCUUCUGACAAUGCAGAUCAUGUUUUAUGCACACAUUGCUGCAGCCAUUUUGAGCAUUUGGGGUUCCUUAAAGUUACAAAAAUGGUUGGUGAUGCCCUUGGCCUCUUUUGAGUUGAUGUACUUUCUACAGUUUACCAUUCAACACAUUUUUCUUAUGAUAAUGCUGAAAAAACAAAUCAAUUUGGGUUUGCUUAUAAUUCUAACCCUCAUAGGCAGCUUCUAUAUACUUUUUGUUGGAUAUAACGCCAUCACCUGUGUAGCCAUGUUUCAAGUCAUUUCGCUGGUGCGCAGCCCUCAGUAUCGAGAGCUCUAUGGCGAUGAUCCGUUUCAUCCGCUUGCCACGAGGCCACGAGACACUUCUGUGCAGCAGCUGCGUGUGCUCAAAAUGGACACCGACAAUGACACGGACAUUGAUGAGCAGAAGCGUUUGUCCAAGCUGGGCCUGUGGCCGCGUCGACAUCCACAGGUGGUUUCCGUAAUACCUGUGCAGGCGCCGUAUCCAGCCCUCAAGUGGUGGCAACUACAGGCCAUGGACACGGGCCAGGAUAAGCUGCAGCUGGACUCGUCCGCUGUCUAUCGUAACUGGCAGCAGUCGGAGCUAAUCAAUGGCGUGGGUGGUGAAGUGCAGCGAAAAAAUGCACUGAAUCGUCGCUAUGCAGAAAGUCAAAUGCAUCGAUGGUACUAG
Messenger RNA from Drosophila subobscura, 912 nucleotides. RefSeq lists its product as uncharacterized. The transcript has 5 exons. The record is from RefSeq and is a predicted model, not a curated record. NCBI's taxonomy places the organism in Eukaryota, Metazoa, Arthropoda, Insecta, Diptera, Drosophilidae. Bases 1 to 912 code for a protein of 303 amino acids.